AAAGAAAAAAAAAGGAAACGUGACGUCAUUUCACAGGGACAAAGUAUAACGGGGCCAUGACUUAUUGAGUUUUAACUCCUUUAAUUCUCUCACAAUGUUGGCCUGUAAACGAAUCUGCAGUAGCACCGUAGCCUCCGCUCUUCGCAGCAGCAAAGUGGCUGUUUCUGGGCACAGGUGUCUGUCCACACAAACUGACGGAGAGGUCCGCAUCGCACAAGUACUGAAAGAGAAGUUCCCUUUGGCUUCAAAGCUCAAAGUUGUGGAUAUAUCAGGUGGCUGUGGGGCCAUGUAUGAGAUCCACAUAGAAUCCAGCGAGUUUAAAGGGAAACGGACCGUUCAGCAACACCAGUUAGUCAAUCAGGCGCUCAAGGAUGAAAUUCAAGUCAUGCAUGGCUUGAGAAUCUUUACUGACAUCCCGAAACAGUAGAAAAACACCUCCAACUUCUGCCCCUUCACCUUUUAUUGUUCACUUAGUAAAACGGUAUCGAUGCAGGAGAGCUGCUGUCACUCAGCUCAUGUGUUUGAUUGUUACAGGUAACUUGCUCGCAGCAGAAAUGCAGUUUUCCUGCAGUUACUGUAGGACACUGAUGAUGUGAAAUAAAUGUACAGUGAGAUUACACUAAGUCCUUUUAUAACUAAUGAAAAUAUAUUUUACUCAGAGAUCAUUUUAUAAAGAUCAAAGCUGAAGCACGCACAAAAGUGACUUGAUACAAUGUUAGCUUAACAUCAAGUCUUCUUCUUUGGGGUUUCUCAGGAUAGUUAGUGAGGUGUUAACCAAGCUGUCCAAGAGGAAACUCAUGCAGCUAUCAACAAUUGCAGACCCUGUUUUACAUUGUUUUCCUGAAAAUAUGACCACAUUUUAUGUUUUACAGCUCCAAAGGUGAUUUAUUUUAAACCUGCUACUAACAUUUGCGCACAAGCCUUGUGUUUAUGU
Molecule: messenger RNA, 934 nt
Organism: Nematolebias whitei (Rio pearlfish)
Lineage: Eukaryota; Metazoa; Chordata; Actinopteri; Cyprinodontiformes; Rivulidae
Gene: bola3
Product: bolA family member 3
Exons: 4
Coding region: 95-427 (110 amino acids)
Source: RefSeq, a predicted model, not a curated record